Knipowitschia caucasica is the source of this 1104-nucleotide messenger RNA. NCBI's taxonomy places the organism in Eukaryota, Metazoa, Chordata, Actinopteri, Gobiiformes, Gobiidae. The record is from the annotation of a GenBank genome assembly.
AUGUCAAGCCCGGGAGGUCACAGUGGAGGUCGCUCACGCCGAGAUGGAUUCUUGUUCAGCAGCAGAGAUGAAGUCUGUGGGCUGUCUGCAGACGCUGCGGGACGGCGCUCCACGGCUCCUUUGUCUCCUCGGUCUACUUUCCUUUACGCAGUGUGCCUCUCAGGCUUCCAUAGUCGACACUACAGACAGCUUCUGGACACACAAACUGUCUUUAAUGACUGGAUGAUGACGACCGAGAUCUGUCACGUCUGGAUGAAAGGCGGCUCGAGGAUUGUUGCAACUGAGAACCUGACUGAGAACCUGACAGAGAACCUGACAGAGAACCUGACUGAGAACCUGACUGAGAACCUGACUGAGAACCUGACUGAGAACCUGACAGAGAACCUGACAGAGAACCUGACAGAGAACCUGACAGAGAACCUGACUGAGAACCUGACUGAGAACCUGACUGAGAACCUGACUGAGAACCUGACAGAGAACCUGACUGAGAACCUGACAGAGAACCUGACAGAGAACCUGACUGAGAACCUGACUGAGAACCUGACUGAGAACCUGACAGAGAACCUGACAGAGAACCUGACUGAGAACCUGACUGAGAACCUGACAGAGAACCUGACAGAGAACCUGACUGAGAACCUGACUGAGAACCUGACUGAGAACCUGACUGAGAACCUGACAGAGAACCUGACUGAGAACCUGACUGAGAACCUGACUGAGAACCUGACAGAGAACCUGACUGAGAACCUGACUGAGAACCUGACUGAGAACUGUGAGAACCUGACUGAGAACCUGACAGAGAACCUGACAGAGAACCUGACAGAGAACCUGACAGAGAACCUGACUGAGAACCUGACAGAGAACCUGACAGAGAACCUGACUGAGAACCUGACUGAGAACCUGACAGAGAACCUGACAGAGAACCUGACAGAGAACCUGACUGAGAACCUGACAGAGAACCUGACAGAGAACCUGACAGAGAACCUGACUGAGAACCUGACAGAGAACCUGACAGAGAACCUGACUGAGAACCUGACAGAGAACCUGACAGAGAACCUGACAGAGAACCUGACUGAGAACCUGACUGAGAACCUACAGCUUUCAUAA